UUUUCCCUUUUUUUUUCUUCUUUUCAAUUCCUCAUUAUACAUGCAAUACUCACGUCUUGUCACUAUCUUACACUGCGUUCGUCUAAUGGCUUUAGUGACAGCAGUGUCCAUUGUUGUGGGUUCACUUGUAUUCUACAGUUGGAAUUCAAUUCCUUUAGAAAUCACUGACGAUGACCAACUCAAGACAGAUACAUGGACGAUUCAGACCAUUACAGACCGCCGUUUGAUUUCUACAUUGGUAGCAGCUCAAGCCUCUAUUUUUUGUCCACUUUUUGUCUUAUUGACUCAUACAGAAACUGUUUCUUUGAUUGAAAUGGCGUGUCAAUUCCUUAUGCCUAUUGGUUUGUCUCUUAGUUGGAUGUUUAGUAUCAUGUUUGAUGUGAUGUCGACUGAUCUUGUGGGUCAAAGUGUGUGUUUAACUGAAGAUUGUAUUUUAUUUUACUUUUCAUAUUCACUUAAAUAUGUCAUUGUGGUUUUGUUUGCCAUUGAAACUAGCCUUGUCUUGCUUGGUUUCUUUUUAUCAAGACAACAUAUUCAAUUACCUUUAGAUACAGAAAAAUAAAUACAAAAAAAAUAUUAUUAUUUAUGCGAAAUUCCUUG
Molecule: messenger RNA, 600 nt
Organism: Gilbertella persicaria
Lineage: Eukaryota; Fungi; Mucoromycota; Mucoromycetes; Mucorales; Choanephoraceae
Exons: 1
Coding region: 41-562 (173 amino acids)
Source: RefSeq, a predicted model, not a curated record